Messenger RNA from Pyrgilauda ruficollis (rufous-necked snowfinch), 755 nucleotides. It is a transcript of the gene MDFI, whose product is annotated as MyoD family inhibitor. The record is from RefSeq and is a predicted model, not a curated record. The transcript is spliced from 4 exons. Lineage: Eukaryota; Metazoa; Chordata; Aves; Passeriformes; Passeridae. The coding region runs from base 1 to 654 and encodes 217 amino acids.
AUGGAGCAGCCCGCUGCCAGCAGCGCUGGAGAGGUGCCCGAGCCCUCGCUCCCUGUCCCGAGGCAGAUCCCCGCGGUGCCGAGGAAGGACAAAGCCCUGGAAGGCGACAAAUCCCCGGUGACAGUGCUGACCAAAGGCCCCCGGGCCGAGCUCGGCGGCGCUCCCGAAGCUGUGACAUGCCAGCCCCAGGUGCGACCACCCCCGCAGCCCCCCGGGCCCUGCACGCAGCUGCUGCCCAACGGGGAGGCGGGCAACGGGAUGUGCCGGGCCGUGCCCAGCGCGCAGAAACCGCAGCGAAAGCUGCAGCCGCACCACUCCAUCAACAGCCAGAGCAGCAAGAAGAGCAAGGGCAGCUCCAAGUCGCCCUCUUCGCACAUCCCCAUUGAGGCGCAGGAAGACUGCUGCGUCCACUGCAUCCUCUCCUGCCUCUUCUGCGAGUUCCUGACCCUCUGCAACAUCGUGCUGGACUGUGCCACCUGCGGCUCCUGCACCUCCGAGGACUCCUGCAUCUGCUGCUGCUGCUGCAACUCAGGCGAGUGCGCGGACUGCGACCUGCCCUGCGACAUGGACUGCGGCAUCAUCGACGCCUGCUGCGAGUCCGCCGACUGCCUGGAGAUCUGCAUGGAGUGCUGCGGGCUCUGCUUCUCCUCCUGAGGGGCCCUGCUGGGGGGGGACCUGCACGGGACCCCCCGGGCUGUCCCACAGCGGGUGAGGCUCCGGACGGUCCCGGAGGAGGAGGAGGAGGAGGAGAGAGA